Messenger RNA from Dimorphilus gyrociliatus, 676 nucleotides. The record is from the annotation of a GenBank genome assembly. NCBI's taxonomy places the organism in Eukaryota, Metazoa, Annelida, Polychaeta, Dinophilidae.
AAUGUCCAAAAGAAGAGCACUAGCAGGAAUAGGAAUUGUUUGGACGGCCUCUUCAGCAAUAUCAUUUGUGCCAAUAUAUUUAGGUUGGUUUGCUUCAGAAGAUUUUGAGCUUUACGUUGAUAAUCCUGAAUGUGGAUUAGAUGUCAACCGUCCUUAUGCUGUCAUAUCUUCCUUUACAAGUUUUUAUGCGCCUCUGCUCGUUAUGGUGGUUGUUUAUUCAAAGAUCUUCCGUAUAGCCAGAGAACAGGCUAGAGAAAUAGCAAAACUAGAAAGGUUUGGUAAUGGAGACAGAUUAAGAAAAAAAUCAAAAAAAAUUAGCAGAGAUGCUAAAGCUAUAAAAACUUUGGGUACGUUAAUGGGCUUAUUUUGUAUUUCUUGGCUUCCAUUCUUCAUAAUGUACGUUGUCAUGCCGUUUUGCAAGAACUGUCCUAUGCCAGAUGAAGUGGAGAUGUUUAUUACAUGGCUGGGAUACGCUAAUUCUCUGAUAAACCCUUGCGUUUAUGCUUUCUUAAACAGAGACUUUAGAUACGCUUUCGCUACAAUAUUAAGGUGCAAACGAUUUUGCGAUCGUCGUUCCGACGUAGGACUGGUAUUAGAACAUCGUCAUGUUCGUUUACCAACCUCCGAUUGUGCUGCAGAACUUAUGGAGGAGAAUCGAAGAGAAAUGUCCUCCUAA